AUGUAUCCAUCUUGGUUAUCUAUCCCAGUCUUUUGCUAUCUAUCUAGGACAGAGGUCAUCAGACAGAGAAGUGGGCAACUGGCCACUCCAAAAUGGACGUUCUAUCUGAAUAACGUCGAUUUUGACUCUGACGCCGAUUCCAACGUCGUCGUCGACUUUUUCUUCUUCUUUGUCGACCGGUACCAAUUACACGUCGUGGGCCAAGAUACCCGCCCAACUCCUUCAUCAGUCUUGAUUAGCUCGUUAGCUUUCCUUUCAUCUCCGUUCCGGAUGAAAACGUCUUUUCUUUUCUGUUUUUCCUGUGUUCUUUUUUUUUUUGUUUUGUUUUUCUUCUUUUCUUUCACUUUUUAUCUGUUUUCAUGUUUCUUUCUUCAAUUCAUCCCGAUGUUCCUCUUUCUUUCACCCUCUCUGAUAAUAAGAUCGUUGCUUCCUUCUCGGUUUCUUUUGUUCAUUGCAACACGCUCAUUCUCUUUUUGCACGUAUUCUUUUUCCACCAUUUUGAAUACUUUACAGCAUGUACCUUCUUCCAUAUCUUUUAAGUCUUUUUCUUUCACAUUUGGUUUCAUUUCUAGUUUUUCAUCUAUUUUUUUUUCUUUUGCUCAGUUCCUCUCAUUUUCUUCCUUUCUUUCUAUCACUCUCCCUCUUUCUAAGAGCUUUUCCUUUUCCCCUUUUUCAUUAUAUUAUUUUCGUUUCUCUUACGUACUUUCUUUCCUUCUCGUACUUUACUGA
Messenger RNA from Acanthosepion pharaonis, 729 nucleotides. NCBI's taxonomy places the organism in Eukaryota, Metazoa, Mollusca, Cephalopoda, Sepiida, Sepiidae. The record is from the annotation of a GenBank genome assembly.